GAGAAAUGUUUGGGGUGUUAACGGGGAAGAGACAUAUGAUAGAUGAUGAUGAUGGUCAGGAUCAGGUGGUGGCCACCUCAACCGCAAGAAUCUGUGCCGAUUGCAAGACCUCCAAAACCCCUUUAUGGAGAAGUGGCCCUCAUGGUCCCAAGUCCUUGUGUAAUGCUUGUGGGAUAAGAUACAGGAAGAGGAGGAGAAGAGAAUUUGAAUUUCUCAAAAUGGGUAAAGAUAUCUCCAUGAAGGAGAAGAAGAAUGGACACGUAGUUGAUGAAGAGGGAGAACUACUUGUCUUACAGGGAAAAUUUGCAGGAAAAGAAGAAGCAGAGGCAGCUCUUUUGCUAAUGGCUUUGUCUUGUGGGCUUUGUGUUCGUUGAUCAAUCAUGACAAUCCCUCUCCGAUUCAAAAGUUUGGAAACUUUUCUAUUUUGGCCUUUUCGAGUGGUGAAUGGCAGUUGCUGUACCUCUGGCUUUUUUCUCUGGUCUCUAUCAGUGCAAAGAGAACAGAAACACAAAUGUCCCUGCCUUCUCCCUAGUCCCCACUAGCUAUCCACUGUUUCCAUUGCAAUGCCUGCAUAUUGGCACGACUUUAGAGGGUGAGAGAUGAAGUGGUUCUUGUUUUCUUGUGUUUGGAUUUUCUUUUUGUCCUUCCCUAAUAAAGAAACCAGAGCUGAGUCAGCUGAGCAAGUUGAUCUUCUGUCACAGUUUUUCCUGUAUCUUUCUUGUCUUCCA
Molecule: messenger RNA, 728 nt
Organism: Telopea speciosissima
Lineage: Eukaryota; Viridiplantae; Streptophyta; Magnoliopsida; Proteales; Proteaceae
Product: GATA transcription factor 23-like
Exons: 2
Coding region: 6-374 (122 amino acids)
Biological process (GO): regulation of DNA-templated transcription
Molecular function (GO): sequence-specific DNA binding; zinc ion binding
Source: RefSeq, a predicted model, not a curated record